Messenger RNA from Coregonus sp. 'balchen', 9494 nucleotides. NCBI's taxonomy places the organism in Eukaryota, Metazoa, Chordata, Actinopteri, Salmoniformes, Salmonidae. The record is from the annotation of a GenBank genome assembly.
CUUCACAUAUCUGUAAUUCCUGCUUGGGACAGCAGCUAAGGCAGCAAGCAGCAAGGUAACGGUUCAGCUUUACUCCCAUAUUCUUAUAUUAUUAAUUAAGUAACUGCUUCUUAACCUAUUAAGUAUAUGCUUAAAAGAAAUGUACUUUAAUGUACUUCCAUCGAGUUGAAGGUUGGGAGUACUGAUUGAUUAUUGACUUCCCUGGAAUAGUUUAAAUUAUACAGUUGAAGUCGGAAGUUUACAUACACCUUAGCCAAAUACAUUUAAACUCAGUUUUUCACAGUUCCUGACAUUUAAUCCUAGUAAAAAUUCCCUGUUUUAGGUCAGUUAGGAGCACCACUUUAUUUUAAGAAUUUGAAAUGUCAGAAUAAUAGUAGAGAGAAUGAUUUGUUUCAGCUUGUAUUUCUUUCAUCACAUUCCCAGUGGGUCAGAAGUUUACAUACACUCAACUAGGAUUCGUUUUACUGUGGGUAUAGAUAUUUUUGUACCUGUUUCCUCCAGUAUCUUCACAAGGUCCUUUGCUGUUGUUCUGGGAUUGAUUUGCACUUUUCGCACCAAAGUACGUUAAUCUCUAGGAGACAGAACGCGUCUCCUUCCUGAGCGGUAUGACGGCUGUGUGGUCCCAUGGUGAUUAUACUUGCGUACUAUUGUUUGUACAGAUGAACGUGGUACCUUCAGGCGUUUGGAAAUUGCUCCCAAGGAUGAACAAGACUUGUGGAGGUCUACAAAAUGUUUUCUGAGGUCUUGGCUGAUUUCUUUUGAUUUUCCCAUGAUGUCAAGCAAAGAGGCACUGAGUUUGAAGGUAGGCCUUGAAAUACAUCCACACAGGUAUACCUCCAAUUGACUCAAAUUAUGUCAAUUAGCCUGUCAGAAGCUUCUAAAGCCAUGACAUCAUUUUCUGGAAUUUUCCAAGCUGUUUAAAGGCAUGGUCAACCUAGUGUAUAUAAACUUCUGACCCACUGGAAUUGUGAGACAGUGAAUUAUAAGUGAAAUAGUCUUCUGUAAACAAUUGUUGGAAAAUUACUUGUGUCAUGCACAAAGUAGAUGCCCUAACCGAUUUGCCAAAACUAUAGUUUGUUAACAAGACAUUUGUGGAGUGGUUGAAAAACAAGUUUUAAUGACUCCAACCUAAGUGUAUGUAAACUUCCGACUUCAACUGUAUGUUGAUGUGUUUGUGACAGUAUACCACAGUUGAUACAUCAAGGAAUGAUUUGGGGUGUGCAUUUUCACUCAAUCGCUCAAAUAUCAGCAACAUAGAUCAGCAUCACUCUGAUGGGCUUUCCUGUGUUGUAUUUACAGAUGUCUGGAGGAAUCUUCUGCCCUUUGGAGAACCUAUACGACCCAGACAGUGCCAACUGCCACCCCUUGGUAUGCCACUUGUGCCAUGAGCAGUACGAACACCCCUGUUUGCUGGACUGUUACCACACAUUCUGCGCCAGUUGUCUGCGUGGCAGGGCCGUGGAAGGCAGACUCUCCUGCCCCCUCUGUGGGUAAGCAUGGGUCAUUCCAUUGAUUUACUGGAUGGCAUGAAUCAUGGUAUAGGUAUUUUACUUUCUUAUGGAACAAAUUCCUUUGCUUUAUCAUAUCAAUGACCAACUCAGUGACUUUGUGGUUAAAGUGUACGCCCUAAGAUUGGAAAGUUGGGGGUUUGAUCCACGGUCGAGUCAUACCAAAUGGGACCUGAUGCCUCACUGCUUGGCACUCAGCAUUAAGGAGAUGGAUUGGGGGUAAGACCCUGCAACAGGCUAGCGUCCAGGGCGUGUACAUGUACAGUAGUUUAAGCUGCCUCACGCUACAGAAACAGGAGAUAGACUCCUUUCCCUAUGGGCCGUUCUGGCUUGGAAAAGGCUAACUUGUUCUAGGCUUACUUCAUCAUAUUAAUAGCUAUUAUAGUAAAAUGUCCCAUGGACUGUUCAACUCCAUUUUCUCCAUCCUGUCUGAUGUCAUUGGAAGGGCUGAAGUAUUUAUCAUUGAUGCGUGUACACUGAAAGAUACCUAGAACAACAUAGCCUCUCCAGUUAGCACUGCCAGGAUGAAAGUCUUAUGGGAUUAUCUGGGGGAAAUGGACAGCUGCAGUGUAAAUCCUGCCUUUGUUUCAUCCUGCCUGGCAUUGAGAACAGCUUGGUCCUAGAUAGCUGGCAACUCUCAGUAAGAAGAUAAAGAGAGUUUGGGCACCUUGACAUUUGAAUGAUUGAUCCCUCUGGGCUCAGGUUAAGUUAAUUGCUGUGACCUCCAGGACUGGAUUAUGUAACAGUGUUGUCAUUAUGCAGUACUGUGGAUAUUGAUAUGGUAAUGUCAGUACAAAUGAGUUUAGAUGAGAUUGUGGUGGUAUUUCCAGGAUGCCUAUGAGUUUAUUUUGCCUGAGUCACAUGUAGCUCAACUAACAAAACUAACAAAACUAACUAACUAACUAACUAACUAACUAACAUACUUACAUAACUAACUUACAUGCUCUGUAAUAUAGGCUACAUGCUUUGCUUUCUAUGACAGCCUGUACAUUUCAGAUGAAGUAUUCAUUGGAGGUCUUCUUAUGUAAGGGUGAGAGGGUGAGAGGCUACAAUGGACCUUACUAAGUGUAGGACAAGCCUAGUCAAUCCUCUAGCCCCCCUUUAAACACAGGAAAUAUGCUUUAAGCAAACUGUUUGUUUGUGACAUUCAUUCAAUUAAUGACAUGAGAAAUCACACUGGUAUAAAGCAAAAUGCAGUGUCGUUUGUUGCUAUUCUUAUCAUUGACAUUACAUUGUGUAAUCAGAAUUCAGAGCGAUGCUAUUUGUGGCUGUGUUGCCGUGAAGACUAGGUAAAUACUUGGUAAUGGGAGAGGCAGUAGCCUACAUGAGACCAAUAGUUCAACAGCUGUAGCAUAAGAUAUCCAACCCAUACAGAACAAAGGGUAAAACUUUAAACACAAUCACUUUUAAAUAUAUUAGAUCGUUUCCAUUUACUUUUCAAGGAUCUCUUCAUUUUACGAUUGUUAGUAGCUAAAUGUGUUGGAUCCUAUUUGUAUGUUUUGUGUAACCACUCUUGGUUUUGGUACAGACUACAGUCCAUUGUCAAAGGCCUAAGUGCCUUACCCCAGGAGGACCGCCUGCUCAAGUUCCUGGUGGAUAACUCUACUGACUGUGAGGAGACUGUUCAGUGUUCCAACUGUGAUCUGGAGUGCAAGAAGCAGGUAUUAAGGAUUGAUUAACUCUGAAUUAUUUAUUUGGACCUUAACCAUGUAUGCAAAAAUUAUCCUAACAAACACAGGUUUGGUUCAUACCUGUAGUUUCUGUCUGCAGUACAAGCUUUUGAAUAUUUUUGUGGUCUUGUGUGUUGACAGGAUGUGGAUGCAAUGUAUUAUUGCAACACUUGUAGCCAGCCGCUGUGUGGAGCUUGCAGGGAAACAACCCACAAGGCCAAAAUGUUCUCCAGCCAUGAUAUUGUCUCCCUUGCCAAACGCACAAAGGAGGCCCACAAAAAGUGUGGUGUGUUAAAGCUCCAAUCUUCUUCAAACACAGCUAGAUACCUUUUAUGGAUAAACUAGCAGGUGCACAUAACAUUUUGGUGAAAUCCAAGGCUCUCCAGCUCAUAUUAUCUCCUCUGAGAUUCCAUUGUAAUGACUGUCUCGCUCUGUCUGUCUGUCUGACAGUGACUGACUGUCUGUCUGCCCACAGCCCUCCAUGACGAGCUGUACAUAAUGUUCUCCACAGAGAAGAAAUCCAUGCUGUGUAUCAACUGUUUCAGAGACAUGCAAGUGUGAGUUACAUUCAGCUCCUAUCCCUAAUAUUUGAUCACUUAAAUAAUUAAAUAAACAACCAUUAAGCAAUUGCUUGUGUGUGUGUGUCCUUCAGGGAGAGCAGAGCACACUGCAUUGAUAUUGAGACAGCAUAUAUGCAAGGCUGUGAAAGGCUGGACCAAGCCGUCAUAGUGAGUGCAUUCUCUUCAUUAACUCUGCAUUACCUACUUAUUCCAUAUUGCUGUAGAGUAUACCUAUAGACAAUACAUGUGGGCGAACAUGGUGAAGUUUAGUUUAGUUUGUUGGGUGUGUGUGUGGUGGUGUCCAGUACCCUCUCAUGGUGUCACCCCUGACCCCUAGGCGGUAAAGGAGCUCCAGACGUCUGCCAGAGAGGCCAUCAUCCUGCUGAAGGCAAUGAUCGGGGAGGUCCGAGAGAACGUGGAUGAGGAGGAGAGCUCUAUCAGCACUCUGUUCAACAACAUGCAGGUGAGCUGACACAGGCAUCGGUCAUUUAGAAAACGUUCAACUCAACUCAAAGCUGGAAAUGUCCCUCCAUUCCAAUGACAGUUUUUCUCAAUCAAUCAACGUUGUAAAUUUUUUUUGUUUUAGAAUGUUUUAGUUUUUUUGACUAGCAGUUUAUUCUACCAAAAGGUGUCACCCUUCAUGCCUUAUCUCCUAAAGUAGCUGAAAGUUCAAUACAUUGCACAACAUAACAUUAGAUCAAAAGUUGAUCAAAUUGGAAUGCUCAAGUAGUGCUUUUCAUUUACAAACUUAACACUGAGAAGAAAUGAAUGUACUUUUUCAUUGUAAUAGUUUUAGUUGGGCAGUAUAGUUAAUUUCAUUUAAUCAUUUAAUCUUGACACAGAUAAUAUUGUCCUCUUUUGAAGGAAAAACUGGCAGAAAGAAAAAAGAUUCUUCUGAAAGCAGCUCAAAGGUGAUAAUAAAUUUUGCUUCAGGCUACCUUGCUUGAAAACCAGUUAAGGUGGGCGCCACAGGAGGUUGGUGGCACCUUAAUUGGGGAGGAUGGGCUCGUGGUAAUGACUGGAGCGGAUUCAGUGGAAUGGUAUCAAAUACAUCAAACACCUGGUUUCUAUGUGUUUGAUGCCAUUCCAUUUGCUCCAUUCCGGCCAUUAUUAUGAGCCGUCCUCCACUGGCACUGGGCGCAGAGACAAUCAUGUUUAUAAUGUAAUGUAUAGCCUAUGCUCAGAGAAACUGUGAAAUAUUUGGCAUUUACCUGUCAUUGUUUGAAUUGGCCAUCCGAAUACAGAGCACACAGAUUCAGCCUCAAUGGUUGCAUCUAGCCAAUAAAAUUCACUGUAAACUCAAUGAACUCUCAUGGCAGGAAGCUGAAUCCCAAAUGGCACCCUAUUCCCUUUAUAGUGCACUACUUUUGACCAGGGCCCAUAGGGUAGCACACUAUAUAGGAUAUAUGGUGACAUUUGGGAUGCACACAGAGAUAUUGAACAGGCUAAUGGCUCAUCUAAUGCCUGCCUACGUAUCCUGUUCCACAUUUAUAGAUCCUGCUGGGAGAUUAAGGUAUCCAUGGCAGCAGACCAAUAUAGAUAAAAGCCUAAUUCAUAAUAAUAAUGUGUCAGACUAGCUACAUCAGGCUUGCAUGGCACCACUUUGAACCCAGUAGCAAAUGUUCCAAAAAGCUUUGCAUAUGCUGCACAAGCUAAAGAAUAAGGGUGAUAAUCACAUGAUAGUGUUGCUAUUGACAUGUGGGGCAAGAUCAUGCAUGUUGGUCCAGUUAGAUACUGUAAGAGAUCCAUUUAAAAUGGAUUCUCUCUGUUUUUAACAGUCAGCAUGAGGAGAAAGAGAGAGCCUUCAAAGAACAGCUGUCUCAUCUGGCUGCACUCUUACCCACUCUCCAGGUAAUGUCCUAUCUAUGGCAUGCCUUUCUAUCCUGGAGUAGUGAUACACCUGUUGUAUUUGUAAUCCAAAUGGAUGUCCCAUCUUGAGCAGGUGUAAUAUAGUCAACUCAAGGCAAUGUUCUCUGCCUUUCCUGUCUUUAGGUUCAUCUGGUCACUUGCUCAGCCUUCCUAAGUUCAGCCAACAAGUUUGAGUUUCUUGACAUGGGAUAUGUAUGUACAAUACAGUAUGAUAAAUAAUGCCCAAUCUGGUUCCAUGAAUCCAGAAGAGCACACACCAAAACAUUAAAUGGAAUACUAGAAAUUGUGAAUACAGUUUUUAAGCAAAUGUGUUUGACUUUGGUAUCUGUUAUUCAGCAACUGAUGGAGAGACUGAAGAAGAUUGUCAAACUUCCACACAGACUGAGACCAGCUCAGAGUAGCAAGGUAAGAUAAAUAAUUAGGUAGGCGCUUAUAUUUGUCCUAUUUCACACAUGUACACGUGUGUAUUAAUAUGCAUGUGUGAAUUGGAAAUUUGAUUUUUGCAUAUCCCAACUCCCCCUGAGACACCCUGGGAGAGUGGGGUCACGGCCGGGGUCGGCCAUUAUCAACGGUGACCCUGGAUCAAUUAGGGUAAAGCCUCGCUCAAGGCCACAGACAGAUUUUUCACAUUAUCGGCUCGGGGAUUCGAACUGGCGACCUUUCGGUUAAUGAAAAGACCCUCUCUUGUCAUCUUGCCUCUUCAACUGAUGUUUGGUCAUGUCACAUCCCAAAUAUACAUCCCAUUUGUCUUCUAUGUUUCUGGUUUAGAUCAACACAGAGUUUCGGUCCGAAUUUGCUCGUUGCCUUGAGACUCUGUUACUGCUGGGCCAAAGACGCUCGGUGUCCAUUGCUGGGGGUGUGUCUGGAUUGAGUUUGGGCAAUGCCAGCGGACUGUGAGUCAUAUUUCACCCCUACCGUAUGGAAAUAGUACAGACCUACACGAUUUAAGGGAAAAUGUCAUCAGCAUGUUAUUGGUGUUCCCAAUGAGUGAAACCUCAAAAUUCAAGCCAGUAUGCUUGUAAUUCCCAAAUAUGCGCUUGUCGUGUUCUAAAAUAGCCAGCGGAAAUAUGAGGACACCCCUGCCUGAUGCCCAAAAUGUUAUGUCAAAAUACUGAUUUAUUCAUUGUUUUGUGUAACUGUCCCUCUGUCCCCUCAGCCUGCAGUCGUCCCUGUCCAUGCCCUGCCACUCCCCAGCCACCAGUGACAUUUCCCUGGGCUCGUCCGUGGUGCGGAAGCCUACCCCCCACCGCUAUAUCAGCACCAAGGUCCUCCUAGCCGAGGGAGGCGAGACCCCCUUCACCGAGCACUGUCACAACUAUGAGACCAGCUACAGGGUGAGCUUCUACAGCGCUUUUUAGUUACUGUACAGCUCUGAUACCCAUUGUUACAAAAUGACAAACACAAUGUUUUUGUAUGUGUAUUUGAAAUACAUGUCAUGAAUAGUUCUGACGUUCACUUUAGAGAUGCAUGGUUUAUUGAUUUCAAUCAAGGCGCUACCUUGAUUCCUCUACCCUGAUGUAGCCCAUAAAAACCUUGUGUUCUCCUGACUCCAGAAGCUGCAGAUGUCCAUUCAGCAGCUGAAGGACCAGGUGCAGGAGACCCACAGGGAUCUGACCAAGCACCACUCCCUCAUCAAGACCGACACCAUGGGAGACAUCCUGGAUACCUCCGUGCAGAUGGACAGACAGAUCUCCUCUGAGUACUCUGCAGUGGAACACAUGAGGGCCAUGUUUGAGGAGGUGGGAAUCACUAAAGCAAUGAGGAUUAUGAAAAAGUAUUCACACAACCCAGCUUAUCUUUUCAAAGCUAAUUUCCAUCUUGUUAUCCUUCCCCUAGGUCUGGGAGGCAACCUUUCAGAGGGUUGCAAAUGAACAGGAAAUCUAUGAAGGUAAGGGGGAUUUUGUUUUUCUGUUAGCUGUGAGAUAGAUAUGGUCAAGUUAGUGAUUUAUGUACUGCAUGUGGCCAUUCUGUUUUCAGCCCAGCUUCAUGAUCUGACGCAGCUAAGGCAAGAGAACAGUUAUCUAACCACCAUCGCCAGGCAAAUUGGGCCCUAUAUCCGAUCCAUCGCCAAGGUGAAGGAACGCCUUGAACCCAGGUACUGGAGCACAGCCACUGGAACUCAAUAUCACAAACUACAAUGUCUUGACUAACAAGAUAGUUUGGCAAAUGUACAAUUUACUCUGACAAGGGUCACAGACUGAAGCGUUUGUUUAUAUCAUGGUGACUGUGCAAGACAUGGUUUACCAUGAAGUAUUCUCUUUUCAAUGUUCCCACAGACUGAAAGAGCCUAAGGAGCUGAAAGACGACCGUACAGAGGCCAUGCUGAAGAUCUAUGAGGACACCACAGAUACUAAACAAACCAUUUCAACAACACUGACGUAAGCUAGCUAGGAGAUUACUGAAUAACUUGUUGGAAGAAUUGAUCUGAUUGAUUUGAAUGAAAACUAUACAACUUCUCUGUUAAACCUCUACUUUUAUGCUUUACCUCAACAGAAAUGACCUGACCUGUAGGCCUACCACAGAUGACAACCACACUCUCAGCAACCUCUCUGAUGAGGCUGCCCUCAAGAACAAGGAUUUCUACUGGCCAGGGAAGCAGAAGACCACAGAGAUAGCCAUUUGGAAGGAGAUGUCUCCCUAAACAACUGGAUAGGGGCAUGAGACUUCAUCACCAACAAAGUGCAUUAUAUUGAAAAUAACUGUGUUCAGGUUGACUUCUUGUAGUAAUUUGAGCAUGCAUCCAUUAUCCAUAUUAGGACUAGAGUGCCAACAACAUGAAAGUCAACCUAAUGUGAGGAUGACAAUUUUCUUAGGAUAAACUUGUGAUUUUAUUUGACAGGACAAUGUUGUUCAAUCAAUUCAGAAAAUGUCAGUAAAGUGAAAAAAGUUAUCAAUCAAGAGUUAGAUAAGUAUACCCUCUGCAUGAUACAUUUUUACAUUACCUGUAAUAAACUGUAGUAUUGUCAUACUAUAGUGCAACACAACUGGCUUUUUCCAUGUUCAGCUCAGCUGGAUCAUGCUUGGAGCAGCAAACUAUCAUAUGUCUGCAGCCAACUGUAUGUGCUCUUAUAUUAAUUAAUCUACAUCAGUAUUCAUGUAAUACAUCACUUUUAUAGUGCUCUUGACUGUCCUAAUUUCAGAAACUCUCUUUAACUCACACACACUCGUCUUGCACAGUUAAAGUGCUUUUGACUGUUCUAAUUUCACAAAUUCUCUUUUCACUCACAGACAUACUCCUCUUGCACUCCAUACAGUCUGGGCAUACAGAGUGGAGGGCAGAGGCGACCUUUCACCUGAGACAAGCUGUGGUAGUUCAGAAGAAAGCCAUGUUGGGUUGAGCUCUCUGAACCCCUUAGCCAUAGGAAUGCAUCUUUUGGUUGGUUUCAAUACACAGUGAGCAUGAGGAGACAAGCACACAGAACAAAUAAAUAACAGGUGGAGUGAUGAUUAAGUGGAGGUAGAGAGAGCGUGUGAGAGCGAAUGCAUUUUAAAGAUGACUAUUUGUCAGUGCCCCUAUAACUAAAACCCUAUGGAAGGAACAACACCCCUGAUUCAUACCCAGGGACAAUUUUAAGACUUACAGCAGACUGGAAUAGAACAGUGAAUGGAUUGUCAGUGUUCAUUAUGUUUGAAUUACUUACAAAGUAGACAUUUCUGACUUAUUACGCCGUACCGAUUGGAGAAAUCCGAGAACCAGGCUGCAACUUGCUCAGGUUGUCAAAUUAGCAAAAGAUUUGUGAUUGUACAGCCUUUUGAUCCUGAGUGGACAUGGGAUAUGUGAAUUUAAAAAUCAGGGGUUGGAACUGAAAUGAUUUUCCAAUCGUUUCGUUCUCAACAGAACCACUAUUUUAUUUGUUCCGUUUCACUGUUCUGACCAGCAAAAUAAA